CUACUAGAUAAAGGUAUGCAAUUGCUAUAUAAUGGUCUAUUGUUGCCUUCGAUUCUCACUCACAUAUACACACUUCUUCUUCGUGUAUAUUCGCUUCUCCUUCGUACAUACACGUUCUUUCUCGGUGUAUACUCCCAUUUCAUUCACGUAAACAUUAAUAGAGACACGUGCGUGAACAUGUUGCGUUUGAGAGUAUUAUCUGUUGCACUUCUAGUUUUGCUCAGUUUGGGCCUCUCAUCAGCUGCUAGAGCUGUGAUCUACGGUCAAACAAAGGGUGGUGGUGGAGGUGGUGGUCGAGGUGGUGGUGGCGGUGGAGGUGGCGGGUCAGGCACUGGAUCUGGAUCCGGUUACGGGUCUGGAUACGGUUCUGGGAGCGGGUCUGGGUAUGGUGGUGCAAAUGGUGGAGGCUAUGGAAGUGGAGGUGGUGGUGGAGGUGGCAGUGGGAGUGGCGGAGGUUCUGGGAGCGGUUCCGGUUCCGGUUCCGGAUAUGGUUCUGGAAGUGGCUCUGGCUCGGGAUCUGGGGCUGGAGGAGCUAGAGGGGGAGGCUAUGGAAGUGGUGGAGGUGGCGGAGGUGGUAGUGGGUCCGGUAACGGGAGCGGAAGUGGAAGUGGAUCUGGUUAUGGGUCUGGGAGUGGGAGUGGUUCGGGCAAUGGUGUUGGAGUUGGUGAAGGUGGAGGCAGUGGCGGUGGUGGCGGGUCUGGAUUUGGUUCUGGCUCGGGGUCGGGCUAUGGAUCCGGGUCGGGCUAUGGGUCUGGAUACGGUGGCGGGCGUGGUGGGUCACCUUGAAUAAAAUCCAAAUGAGAAUGGCUACUUCUACUACGUUUUCUUUUUCAUCUGCUUGUAUGAUACCAUUUUGGAUGUUGCUGGGGUUUUCUCUGGAUUGCCACAAGUAGAUGGUAUAGAUUACAUAUGAAUAAAAUAAAAUCCGUAUUUUCUACAA
Molecule: messenger RNA, 940 nt
Organism: Magnolia sinica
Lineage: Eukaryota; Viridiplantae; Streptophyta; Magnoliopsida; Magnoliales; Magnoliaceae
Product: glycine-rich cell wall structural protein 2-like
Exons: 1
Coding region: 16-786 (256 amino acids)
Source: RefSeq, a predicted model, not a curated record